This is a messenger RNA of Cannabis sativa, 826 nucleotides long. RefSeq lists its product as uncharacterized. Lineage: Eukaryota; Viridiplantae; Streptophyta; Magnoliopsida; Rosales; Cannabaceae. The transcript has 2 exons. Bases 194 to 625 code for a protein of 143 amino acids. The record is from RefSeq and is a predicted model, not a curated record.
CCUAAAAAUUUCUCUUUCUCCCAAACUUAAUUUUCUCUUCUCGUUUCUUCUUUGCUGUCUGAAGACUCCAUACUGAAGCAAGGCUUCAGCGUUUGUCACCGCCAGGCGUGGAUGAGCCUAAUCGCCCCUAGCUGUUCUCAAUCUUUUCCAUCUCUCUCUCCCCUCUCCGACGGAAAAUAGGCUCUGGCUGGAGAUGAAGGCUAAUGGAUUGGUUCGAAUAGAAUGGGGCGAUUUGGAGGAACCCAUGCCGGAGGUUGUAGCGGUGGAUGAACCUCCUCUGGAUACUCCGCCGCCUCCUCCUCCGAAUGUUGUUGACGUUGUUGUUGCUGCUGGGAAGAGUAUGAAGAAGGUUAAGCAAGUAGAUUCAAGUUUAGGUGAUGCAAAAAGAAUGAGUGGUAAAAGUAUUAAUUUAGUUAAGCUAUUUAAUGAUCUUGAUGAUCAUUUUCUGAAAGCUUCUGAGAGUACCCAUGAGGUUUCGAAGAUGCUUGAGGCAACCCGAUUUCACUAUCACUCGAGUUUUGCUGAUAAUCGAGAGCAUAUUGACCACUCUGCUAGAGUGAUGUGUGUGAUUACAUGGAAUAGGUCAUUUAGUGGCCAAUUUAAUAUUGAAGAUGGACAGGUUUAGGUCAUGGAAGACAACGCCGAAGGGUUUAGGCCAUGGAUGCGAUGGCGAGGCUAGCACCCUGGUCAGGUGCGACUGUAUUGACUAUUUUUUAUUUUAUUUUAUUUUUUGGGUUUUGAAGAUUGUAUAGAUUUCUCUUUUUGGGUUCAAUGGCAAUGGCAUGGUUAUUUUGUGUUCAUGAUAAUUCAUGUAUGUAUUUUUUAG